This is a messenger RNA of Manacus vitellinus (golden-collared manakin), 1839 nucleotides long. RefSeq names its product apoptosis inducing factor mitochondria associated 1 (gene AIFM1). Gene Ontology annotation, molecular function: FAD binding; protein dimerization activity; NAD(P)H oxidase H2O2-forming activity. Gene Ontology annotation, biological process: apoptotic process; mitochondrial respiratory chain complex assembly. The record is from RefSeq and is a predicted model, not a curated record. The transcript has 15 exons. NCBI's taxonomy places the organism in Eukaryota, Metazoa, Chordata, Aves, Passeriformes, Pipridae. Gene Ontology annotation, cellular component: mitochondrion; cytoplasm. The coding region runs from base 39 to 1691 and encodes 550 amino acids.
UGCAUUGCCAUCCACUAAGAUGCCCUUCUAGAUCCCUGAUGUCUUCAGGUGUUCCUGGCAAAGCUGGCAGCAACCUCUUGUUAUACUUAAUAGUGGGAGGAACAGUCACUGGGACAGGAGCUUAUGUGUACAAAACACUGAAGGACAACAAGGAGCGAUUCACCAGCCGGGUCUCGUCGAUUACGCGACCCCAAGACGAGGAAUCCUCUGCAGCCGGCACUGAUGUCAAGGUCCCAUCCCACGUCCCUUUCCUGCUCAUUGGUGGAGGAACUGCUGCUUUUGCUGCUGCCAGAUCCAUCCGUGCCCGUGACCCCGGAGCCCGGGUGCUGAUUGUGUCUGAAGAUCCUGCCCUGCCCUACAUGCGUCCACCUCUUUCCAAAGAACUGUGGUUUUCCGAUGAUCCCAAUGUGACAGAGACUUUGCGGUUCAAGCAGUGGAAUGGCAAGGAGAGGAGUAUCUAUUUCCAGCCACCGUCAUUCUACGUACCUGUCCAGGACCUGCCCUCUGUGGAAAAUGGUGGGGUGGCAGUUCUGUGUGGCAAGAAGGUUGUACAUAUGGAUGUUAGAGGGAACACAGUGAAGCUCAGUGAUGGGACCCAGAUAACCUACGACAAAUGUCUCAUUGCCACUGGGGGAACCCCAAGGAACCUGCCCGCCAUCGAAAGAGCAGGAAAGGACGUACAGAAAAGGCUGACGCUGUUCCGAAAGAUCGAGGACUUCCGAAACCUGGAGAAGAUUUCAAGAGAAGUCAGGUCCAUCACAAUUAUUGGUGGUGGUUUCCUUGGCAGUGAGCUGGCCUGUGCUCUGGGAAGGAGAGCACGAACCCGAGGCCUGGAGGUGAUCCAGCUGUUUCCAGAGAACGGCAAUAUGGGCAAAGUCCUGCCUGAAUACCUGAGCAACUGGACCACAGAGAAAGUCAGGAGAGAGGGGGUCAACGUCCUGCCCAAUGCUGUGGUCAAGUCUGUCUCUGUCUCUGGCAACCGGCUGGUGAUUCAACUGAAGGAUGGCCGGAAGGUGGAGACAGAUCACAUUGUGGCUGCAGUAGGGCUGGAGCCUAACGUGGAGUUGGCCAAGUCAGCGGGGCUGGAGGUGGACUCGGACUUCGGGGGGUUCCGGGUGAACGCGGAGCUGCAGGCACGCUCCAACAUCUGGGUGGCAGGGGAUGCUGCCUGUUUCUACGACAUCAAACUGGGCCGGAGACGUGUGGAGCACCACGAUCACGCCGUGGUGAGCGGGAGACUGGCUGGAGAAAACAUGACUGGAGCUGCAAAGCCCUACUGGCACCAGUCCAUGUUCUGGAGUGAUCUGGGCCCCAACGUGGGGUACGAAGCCAUUGGCCUCGUGGACAGCAGUUUGCCAACAGUCGGAGUCUUCGCGAAAGCGACAGCGAAGGACACGCCGAAAAGCGCGACAGAGCAGUCAGGGACUGGAAUUCGAUCCGAGAGCGAAACGGAAGCGGAAGCCUCGGAAGUUCACAUCUCUCAAAGCUCUUCACCGACACCUCAAGUCCCGAAGCAAGGAGAGGAUUACGGCAAAGGUGUCAUUUUCUACCUCAGGGAUAAAGUCGUGGUGGGAAUCGUGUUGUGGAACAUCUUCAACAGGAUGCCCAUUGCUCGGAAGAUCAUCAAAGACGGGGAGGAGCAUGAGGACCUCAAUGAAGUAGCAAAGCUCUUCAACAUCCACGAAGACUGAACUCUCUAAGGGGAACAUGGCACUAGGAGCGAGGGGGCUGCUGGCUGUGUGCAUCCCUUCACCUUGGACAGCUUCCCUGGAGCACUUGGGAAUAUUCCACUCACCUGAGCCCAGUGUUUGCACCAAUAAAGUCAGAUUGUUCUAGUUA